Amaranthus tricolor (Joseph's coat) is the source of this 1972-nucleotide messenger RNA. RefSeq names its product protein NEN1-like. Lineage: Eukaryota; Viridiplantae; Streptophyta; Magnoliopsida; Caryophyllales; Amaranthaceae. The transcript has 6 exons. The record is from RefSeq and is a predicted model, not a curated record. The coding region runs from base 273 to 1736 and encodes 487 amino acids. Gene Ontology annotation, molecular function: nucleic acid binding; 3'-5' exonuclease activity.
CUUUUGUAUUAAGAAAAGAAUAUACCAAAGUGUGAACCAUCUAAACAAACAUUCCCAUUAAUCCACCUUACUAAGUAACCUAAAGGCUAAAAUGCACAAAAACGUUGCGCUUCUACCAAGCAAUCUUCCACAACACAAAACGUAACAAAACUCCAUAACUAUAUUUGGCGCCAUCCUCUUACUUCCCAAUUCCCAAAUAAUCCCUUAUCCCCCACCAUUUUUCUUCGAUUUCUGUUUUCUUUCAAGUCUGGAAACUUCAAAUUUGUUCAUCAAUGGCGGAACAAAGAUCAGAAAUUGCAUUCUUUGAUUUAGAAACUACUGUACCGACUAAACAAGGUCAAGGUUUUGCUAUCCUUGAAUUUGGAGCCAUUUUAGUUUGCCCUAGAAAACUUGUUGAACUCGAGAGCUACUCCACUCUGAUUUGCCCUAAAGAUCUUUCUCUUAUCUCCACUAAAUCUGAACGAUGUAACGGAAUUUCGCGUGCUGCUGUUUCAGUCGCUCCUCCGUUUUCCUUCGUCGCCGAUAAAGUCUUCGACAUUCUUAAUGGGAGGAUUUGGGCUGGGCAUAAUAUAUUGAGAUUUGAUUGUCCGCGAAUCAGGGAAGCUUUUGCGGAAAUAGGUCGUCCUUCGCCGGAGCCGAAAGGCAUAAUUGAUUCUUUCGCUUUACUUACUGAAAGAUUUGGUCGUCGUGCUGGUAAUAUGAAGAUGGCUACUCUUGCCACGUAUUUUGGAUUGGGACCGCAAACUCACAGGAGUUUAGAUGAUGUACGCAUGAAUCUUGACGUUCUCAAGCAUUGCGCAACUGUUCUCUUCUUGGAGUCUAGUCUUCCAGAUAUUCUUGCAAGUGAUAGUUGGGUUUCUCCAACUUCUGCUAGAGUCACUCAUAGUGGCGGAAGGGUUCUGCCAAUGUCUAUGAGCUACUCUCCUGACUUAGAUACCAGCUCUGCAAACCAUUCAAAUCAAACCUUGGGGGAGCAGAUUCUCAAUUUUGUUAAGCCCAGUAGACCUGGAACAGAAUCUUUCAAUAUGACGAGGUUUUCUGAGGAAAUAAUGGAUGAUGCCAUCCAAGUAGAUAAUGGAGCAGAAGAAAGGCCUUUAACUGAACCUUCAGAGGCUCGCUCACUGACUAUAGCUGAGGGUAGCAACAGUUUGUCCGACUUCAUAACUCCCGAUGAUGUUUCUAUUACUUCUAUCAGUGCAGCUCUUGCUCCAUCCUAUAAUUGCAACCGCAGGGUGCAAAUACUGCAUAACAGCAACGUACUGAAGCUUCACUGUAAUAACCUGAAAGUGCGAUUUGGUAUUUCAACGAAGUUUGUUGAUCAAGCAGGCCGCCCUAGGUUAAGCUUUGUGGUGGAUGCUCCUCCAAGCCUAUGUCAAGUUCUGGAUGUGUGUGAUAAUCAUGCACAAAGCUUGUUUAAGGAGUCUGGUAGCAUGUCUGAUUGGAGGCCCAUCGUUACCAGAAAGAAUGGAUAUUUGAAUUCCCCUACUCUACGGCUCCAUAUACCCACAGUUGUAACUGGGAACGUUGCCAAAUAUGGCACCGAAAUGUUCCAGAAAGAAGCAGCUUCAGGUGCUGAACAAAAACUCGUAUUCAGCAAAUUUGAUGCUGCAGAACUUGAAAGCUUAAUUGUAGCCAGGACUUCCAUUGACGUGUUCUUUACCUUCGAUCAAUAUGAUUACCAGCAGAACGCAGGGGUCCGAUUAGUAGCGAUCAAGCUGGUUAUCUGUUCUACGUGACAGUGCUGUUCUUACCACGUUUGUUUGACAACGAAAAUCAAGGAUACAUCCUUAUUAUACUGGAAUAGAAUGUGCAGGGGAAGGUAGGGUUUAAAAUGAUAGGUUUGGAUGUUGUAGGAGUUAAUAUGAUGGUAAUUGUAUUUUCUUCUUAUUUAUAUGCUAACCCUACAUUCUUUUCCAUAUGUAAUCUGUAAUAUUAUUGAUGUUUAAUAUAUUUAUCUAAUCAUUGUUUGGUA